GGUUGAUAGGAUGCGUUGUCAUUAGUUUCUUAUAUGGGCAUAAUGGAUCGUUCUGAGCUUCCUGAAGCCCCCUAAACAAGUUCCAUCGCAUUAAGGAAAAAAUGCAGCAAGCUACCUAUCCAGGACAAAUGCCCUUUCACAUGCAAUGCCCAUUUACAGGGCGACCCUAUUGCAAUUGCCCUUUUGGGCAAGCACAGGUACAACCACACCCCGCAAACAUGAUGGUGCCAACUAUGAUGUGGCAGCAGCGAAACAGCGUAUUUGAGGUGCAGGCACCGCCUAUGUACCGUACGGAUUCGACGCUGACAUUUGUACAUCCUGCGGGGCCGUCGGAAGCCGACCGGGCGAAUCUGGAGGAGUCCCUGCGUACCCUCACUCGCAGCGCGGAGGCGGCUGCAGCCAAGGCGGCCACGGUGGCGGCGCAGGCGGGUAUGUCGUACAAUCCCGCCACGGGGGUGCUCACUGCGACACCAGCGGCAGCAGGCGCAGCAGCAGCAGGUGGAGGUGGCGGGGGUGCAAACGGAGCAGCGGCGGUGGAAAGCAUUGAGAGCCUGCAGGCCCGGCUAGCAGCUCUGCGGGCCCAGGUAGCUGCGGCGACCCAGCAGGAGAGCCAGCUGGCUGCCGCUGUUGCGGAGGAGGCGCGACUCCACCAGCAGAAACGCAGCGAGGCGGAACGACAGGUGCAGGAGGCGGAGCGGCAGGUGCGGUUAUGCCGGGAGGCGGUAGCAGCGGCUCGCUCGGCGCAGGCAGCAGCAGCAGCGCAAGCCCGCGCGCAGCACAAGACGCAACCACAGCAGCACCCGCAUAACCAACACCACCCGCAGAACGGAAAACCAACCCCCUCCGGACGGACCGCGGGCGGCUCCGGCGCCUCCCCAGGACCCAAAGCCGCUGCCGCAGCGGCGGCCGGAGCAGGCGGAGCAGCGAAAGCAGGAAGCGAUUCAGAACCUGCGACUGGCAAGGGCCCAGUCGGCGGCACCGCCAAGGCCAAAGACAAGAAGUCGGCAGGCGCAGCGCUUGCAGGUGGUCGGCGGCUGCUCACGCUUCCGGAGCUCAAGUCCGGCAGUCUGAAGGGGCGGCGGCUGGCGCUGUUGUGGCCUGAGGACGGCAGCUGGUGGGAGGGGCUGGUGGUGGAGCACGACCCGCAGUCCGCGAAGCACCAUGUGCGGAUCUACUACAGCAGCACGGGGCAGGACGAGGAGGUGGAGUUGCUGGAUCUGGUUGCGGCGGGGGAGGUGGCUUGGCCGGU
Messenger RNA from Astrephomene gubernaculifera, 1249 nucleotides. The record is from the annotation of a GenBank genome assembly. Lineage: Eukaryota; Viridiplantae; Chlorophyta; Chlorophyceae; Chlamydomonadales; Astrephomenaceae.